Dioscorea cayenensis subsp. rotundata (Guinea yam) is the source of this 2657-nucleotide messenger RNA. RefSeq lists its product as uncharacterized. The record is from RefSeq and is a predicted model, not a curated record. NCBI's taxonomy places the organism in Eukaryota, Viridiplantae, Streptophyta, Magnoliopsida, Dioscoreales, Dioscoreaceae.
UCUCUCUAGGAUUCCAGAGAAGGGAACAAUGGCGAUGGAGUCCUCGUAGAGCUCUUCUUCUUCUUCUUCUUCUUCUUUGAGGAGGAGGAGGUGUUAGGGUUUGGGAGAAGAUUGGGGAUUGAGGGGGGGUGUGGAUGGGGGGUUUUGUAUUUUUGAUUUGGAUUUCAUUGUCGAGUUUUCGGCGGAGAUCUGGGGUUUUUUGGGAUUCUUGGAUCUAGGGUUUUGAUUUUGGGUGGGGGUUUUGAGUGGUAAAGGAUUUGGGAUUGGGAUUUGGGUUCUAGGGAUUUGGGUGGGGAGAGGAGGAUAUAUGGAAUGGGAUUUUGAGGGAUUUGGAUGGGAUGCUUGCGCUGGAUGUGGUGGAGAUCCAAACCCACCCGAUAGAUAGGGUUGCUGGCGGAGCGGGAGGGUCGUCGGAGAGGAAGAGGAGGGAGAGAGAGUGUCGCCGGGAGAUGGGGGAAUCGCUACUCACUACGCUUUCCAUGGAGAACAAUCAUCACCCAUCGACUUUGCUAUCCAUGGACUCCUGCGCUGCGUCUGCCGUUGCCGAAGACGACUGCGAUCGGGAGCUCAUGAUCCAGCCACCACGCCCACAUGCGCACCAGCUCCAGCUCUCCCGGCCACCGCCGGAUAUCAACCUUCCACUCUCCGCCGAUCCCUCCCCGCCGCCGCCACCCCCACCCCAUCUCUGGUCCUCCUCAGCCCAGGACGUCUGCGACAUGCUUGAUGUCGGCCUUGGUCCUCACCAGCUCUACGACCCUGACUCUACCCCUGUCGUCGCUCGACCCACCUCCGUCUCCAUCCCCCGUAAGUGUGCCCGCCGCGGCGAUAGCAUCUGGGGCGCUUGGUUCUUCUUCAAUUUCUACUUCAAACCUGUGCUCUCUGACAAGGCCAAGUCCAAGAUCGUCCGCGACACCUCCGGCACCGUCUCCGGCUUCGAUAAGUCGGAUCUCCGCCUCGACGUCUUCCUCGUCCAGCAUGACAUGGAGAACAUGUACAUGUGGGUCUUCAAGGAGCGCGCUGAGAACGCCCUUGGCAAGAUGCAGCUGCGCAGCUUCAUGAAUGGCCACUCUCGCCUCGGCGAGCCCCAGUUCCCUUUCUCCGUCGACAAGGGCUUUGUCCGCUCCCACCGCAUGCAGCGCAAGCACUACCGUGGCCUUUCCAAUCCCCAGUGCGUUCAUGGCAUCGAGGUCGUUCGUUCCCCAAAUCUCUCUCUUGUCUCCGACCUCGACCGCAAGAAAUGGAUGGAGCUCACUGGCAGAGAACUGAAUUUCUCCAUCCCUCUUGAGGCCAGUGAUUUUGGCUCUUGGAGGAACCUCCCCAGCACUGAGUUUGAGCUCGAGAGGCCUGCUCCUCAAUUGAAGGGAGCCGUUGCACAGCAUCCCCAUUCAAGGAAGUUGCUCAAUGGCUCAGGGCUCAACUUGUCAACACAGCCGUCCAAUCAUAGCAUUGGCGACGGAGCAGAGCUUUUGCAGAUGUGCAGUAAGCGCAGGAAGGAUUUCCUCCCCCACCCAAUGGAUGAAGAUUGCUGCUUGCCUGCAAAUUCUUAUUCGGACAGGAGCCAGGACAUGGACAUACACCCUAUUGAACCGUCAUGGCUGAAUGAAUUUAGUGGUGUCAUGAGGCAUGCUUAUGGACCAGUUACUGCUGCUAAGACUAUCUAUGAGGAUGAUGAGGGCUAUCUCAUUGUUGUUAGCUUGCCUUUCUCUGAUCAGCAGAAAGUGAAGGUAUCUUGGAAGAACAAUCUUACUCAUGGGAUAGUGAAGAUAUCAUGUUUCAGUACUGGCCGUAUGCCUUCUAUUAAGAGACAUGAUCGAACAUUCAGGCUGACAGACCCUUCUCCAGAGCACUGCCCUCCUGGAGAAUUCAUAAGAGAGAUCCCGCUUGCAACUCGAAUCCCGGAAGACGCCAAGCUUGAAGCAUACUACGAUGAGACCGGGACUGUGCUUGAGAUUAUGGUUCCAAAACAUCGUGUUGGGCCAGAAGAACAUGAAGUUCAUGUCUGCAUGCGGCCUCCUCAUCUUGGAGCCAAUGAGCUUCUGUUGACAUGAGAAAGAUUGAAAUUUUUAUGUGUAUGGUGGUUGCCACAGUCAUUUUUCCAUUGUUCGCUAACUAUGUACCAUAGAAGGAAAUCUAUGAAAUCAAAGUGCAUCCUUACCAUGUCCAUUUCCUUUUACAACUCUUGCUGAAUUUUUCGGGUGCUGUUUCCAUUCGGUUGGGCCUUUUCAACUGCACAAUCCGAAAGCUUAUGGUUGAGCUUGUCAAGGAAACUGGUAAGGAUUCCACACUGUACUAUUGCAGCCUUUUUAUGCUUAUAUCUUGACAUGAAGAUCAAGUUAAUUUAACCAUUUCUACUGUCAGUAUAUUAUUAUGUUGUUGUAGGCUUUAACUGUCUAUUACCCAGUUCUUCAAUAAGUCGGUGUCUUUCCCACUAAUUUUACUACAGGAUGUUAUGAAUUAUAAUUGUAUAGACACAUUCAUAUGGAUGUGGCAGGGAGGUGUUAGUGUGUGGUUAUCAUUGGGAUUUCUCAAGGGAUAUGGUUGUAUUUCUUUUUAUCUUAGCAUUUGAUGUAUGACUACUUUGGAAACUAUUGUAAGUUCAUUACAUUCCUGUAAGAGAAUAAUAUCACAAAUUGUCUUAUGAAUUUGUUUGAUGACAA